This is a messenger RNA of Lolium rigidum, 1116 nucleotides long. RefSeq names its product 3beta-hydroxysteroid-dehydrogenase/decarboxylase-like. Lineage: Eukaryota; Viridiplantae; Streptophyta; Magnoliopsida; Poales; Poaceae. The record is from RefSeq and is a predicted model, not a curated record. Gene Ontology annotation, biological process: steroid biosynthetic process. The transcript is spliced from 8 exons. Bases 1 to 1071 code for a protein of 356 amino acids. Gene Ontology annotation, molecular function: 3-beta-hydroxy-Delta5-steroid dehydrogenase (NAD+) activity.
AUGGCCUCACUACGGUGGUGCGCGGUGACCGGCGGACGGGGAUUCAUGGCCAGGCACCUGGUGGUUGUGCUGCUCCGAUCCGGAGGUUGGCGCGUGCGUAUCAUCGACCUCGGCCCCGAGGCAAUCCUGGAACCCGCCGAAAAGGACGGGCUCCUCGGCGCCGCCCUCCGCGACGGCCGCGCCGUCUAUGUGUCUGCCGACAUCUGCGAAUUAUCCGAGCUAACAGAAGCAUUGGAAGGGGUUGAUACUGUUUUCCAUACCGCUGCGCCGGAUCCUAACAACAACGACUUCCAACUGCACUACAAGGUCAAUGUUGAGGGGACAAGGAAUGUCAUUCAGGCCUGCCACACGUGCAAGGUUACAAAACUAAUAUACACUAGUUCGAGUGGAGUUGUGUUCGAUGGAGUUCACGGCCAAGUUGGUGUAGAUGAAUCCACGCCGUAUCCAGAUACGUUUGCCGAUGCGUACACACAAACAAAGGCAGAAGCCGAAAAGCUAGUGAUGAGGGCCAAUGACAUAAAUGAGCUUCUCACUUGUUGUAUACGUCCUGGAAGCAUUUUCGGUCCCGGCGACAAGAUGGUGGCAACAUUACUUUCCCAUGGAGCAAUGAUGUUCAUUAUCGGUGAUGGCAAAAAUUGUGUUGAUUUCGUAUAUGUUGAAAAUGUGGUGCACGGUCAUGUAUGUGCUGAGAAAACUCUUUCCACAGAAGAGGGUGCAAAGAAAAGUGGAGGCAAAGCAUAUUUCAUAACUAACAUGGAGCCAGUGAAUAUGUGGAACUUUUUAUAUACAAUAUUGGAAGACCUUGGAUACAAAAGACGAAUUAGAUUGAGAAUACCUUCAUUUAUUCUCAUGAUGAUAACAUAUAUAGUAGACUGGGUCUACAAUAAUAUAGCAUCUAUCUACAGAAUUCAAAAACCUGUCAUGCUAUCGUCUGCAAAAAUUAAGUAUGUGACGUUGAGUAGAACAUUCAACUGCAACAAUGCUACUGAACAACUUGGUUACAAACCAAUAAUAUCACUCAAGGACGGUGUAAAGAUGACUACUCAAUUCUAUAAGCAGUCCAAGGAAUAAGAUAUGUCGAAUGUUCUCACAAGAAAAAAGAGCUGAAAAUUCCAC